Messenger RNA from Triticum turgidum subsp. durum (durum wheat), 1089 nucleotides. The record is from the annotation of a GenBank genome assembly. Lineage: Eukaryota; Viridiplantae; Streptophyta; Magnoliopsida; Poales; Poaceae.
AUGUCUGUAUCAGUAAAUUUGACUGUUUACUAUGGCCCUGGUAAUGUUCGAUAUAUUGAGUUGGGGGUUGAUCUUAGCGAGUUUAAAAAUGGCGUCAUGACACUUUCAGACCCGGACAGAGUGGACAUUAGACAGUUGAAGCACUGGUUGACUACUAGUUUUGGGUUGGAUUCUGAAGUAUGUUCCGCCAGUAUUCAUGCAUUGUGGACCAAAUCCUGUAAAAAUGUCAAGUGGGAGUUGAUGCCGAUAGAUAGGAGCCAGCAUUGGUUGACCCUGUUAAGUCGUUGCCGAGACCGAAGAAUCCACCCAUAUGUCCUAGUGCAGCCAGUGGCGAAGGAGGAGAAUACCGUACAACUCCAUGUGGGGUAUGAACCCGGCCAGGGUAGUCGAGUUGCUAACGAGAUUCAUUUAUCCAGGUCACAGCCACCGGAUGUGGAUCCUAGCCAAACCGAGAAGGAUUCAGACUACAUGCUGGACAAUGUUUGUGGUUAUGAUACUGGGCAGAAUAUUCAGUCGAUAAUAUUAGCUGGUUCUGGUGUUGCUGAUGGGGAUGAGGAAGGCGAUGAAAUGCAGAGGGUGAUGGAGGAAGAGAACGAUGAUGGAUAUGCAGAGGAUCUGGAUUCUGAAAAUUCUGAGGAUGAAGUGGAGGUACGGAUUCCUUCUGCAUGGAAUCAGGACAUAUCCACCGGCUUUACUGUGAACGAUGGCCAUGAGACUCCAUGGCAAUAUAAUCUGAACCAAGUCCAGAUAGGGGCUAUGUUUGAUACAAAGAAAAAAUUGAAGUAUGCAGUGAUAAAGUGGGCUAUGUCUACUCAGAGGGUUUUCCGGACAGACAGAUCAAACCCAACAAACUAUACCAUGAAGUGUGUUGAAACAGGUUGUCCUGCGAAGGUGCACGGGCACGUGCCGAAGUAUAACAUCCACUGGGUUGUCACGAAUGUGGUCCCACAUAAUUGUGUGAGGAAAAACUUGUUGGUUCGUCAUCCAAACCUGACUUCAACUCUCAUUGCGCAAUUCAUGUAUACUGAGAUAGUGAAGAAAAAAGAUAUGGAAGCAAAACACAUUCAGACAGCAGUGAAGGUCAGAUGA